Humulus lupulus (European hop) is the source of this 1602-nucleotide messenger RNA. RefSeq lists its product as uncharacterized. The coding region runs from base 91 to 1344 and encodes 417 amino acids. The record is from RefSeq and is a predicted model, not a curated record. The transcript has 13 exons. Gene Ontology annotation, molecular function: protein binding. Lineage: Eukaryota; Viridiplantae; Streptophyta; Magnoliopsida; Rosales; Cannabaceae.
UCGAAGAUCCGUUUUAAUUGUAGCUGUUGGUCCAUUGCGCUACUCCCCAGUUCACUUGUGUUGUGUGUAAAAACUCAGUAGUGUGAAGCUAUGAGCGGCGAAGCAGAGAGAGACGAUCCAAUGGCGAAAGCCACCAGAGCAGCUGAUGAUCUCUACCAUCUCCGGGAUACUUAUUUUCCGCCAAAUCCAGAUGACAAAAUCUCUAAGCUUCAGGUUCACUCGGAUCUCGCCCUCAACCUCCUCGAUUCCAUCCCUUCUGAAGAAAGAAAACUUCCCAUUCAACGAGCAACAUAUGAGUAUUUAAGGGGAAAGAUAUUAGAUGUAUUUUCUGACUACAGUAAAGAAGCAGAGGACCAUCUCUCAAAAGCUGUUAAGUUGAAUCCAUCCCUUGCGGAUGCUUGGCUGUGUUUAGGUAAUUGUAUUUGGAAGAAGGGAGAUUUAUCUGCAGCAAAGAAUUGUUUUACUCUUGCAUUGAGCAAGGGUCCUAAUAAAAAGAUACUUAGUCAAUUGUCAAUGCUUGAUAGAAAAAUGGCUCAAGGUACUGAGAAUCAGGCAGAACUUGUAGAAGAAAGCAUUCAACAUGCCAAGGCUGCUAUAGCUUUGGAUGUUAAGGAUGGAAAUUCUUGGUAUAAUCUUGGAAACGCAUAUUUUACAAGUUUUAUUAUGACUGGUACUUGGGAUUACAGCAAACUUCAGCAGUCUUUAAAGGCAUACCAAAAUGCUGAAAAGGAUGAAAGAAUGGAGUCCAAUCCUGACUUAUAUUUUAACUGUGCUACUGUAAACAAAUAUUUGGAGAACUAUGAGAGGGCCCUCACUGGCUUUGAAGCUGCUGCUUUAAAGGAUCCCGGUCUCCAGGCUGCUGAGGAGGUUCAGCAGAUUGUUAAUCUUCUUGACAAGAUAGAUAAUAUGUUGGGAUAUGCUAGAGCUAAACGACUUGCAUCUAUAGCAGCGUCUCUGACUACCGUAAUUUUAAAUUCCUCUUACAAAAGAGGUACUAUAGAUGUUCUGCUGGAGGGUCUUAACAAAGAAUUAGCAAUAGUGGGGAAAGUACUAUUCUUCAUCAAACACGAGCGUGUUUCUCCCUUGUACUAUUUGAUCUGUGACUCGAACAAGACAUGCUUUGUUCUAUCAGUGUAUGGUCUACGGAAUGAUGCGAUCAAAGAAGGAGAUCAGGUUGUGCUAUUACAACCCUUUUAUCGCCACAUCGGUUUUUCUUGGAGAGGGAAGACUUACCAGUUCAAAUCAAUUCGUGUGGAUUUCUUAGAACAAAUUGUUGUGAAUGGAAAGGCUUUGUCUCCUCAACAAGCUGUGCAUACCUCGAUUUUUGCCCAACAUAAACCAUAAAUUGUUGUUUGGGAUGGACUUUGAAGUUUCAAGUUAUUUGGUUUUCCUUAUAUAGACUGUCAUUUUUUUUAAUAGGAAUUUUAGGGUGCAGGAAAAGGUGUAUUUUGGCACAAGUUGUCUAGUGAUUAGAAGAAGCCAGCAGUUGCGGACAGGAAAAUGGUACAUCUAAUGAAGUUUGUAAAGUUUGAUUGAAUUUUGUAAGCUGUGCUUCUUUGAGAUUCUCAUGUGAUUUUUAUUUGGAAAAAAAAAUUAUUGACA